Oryza sativa Japonica Group (Japanese rice) is the source of this 2466-nucleotide messenger RNA. RefSeq lists its product as uncharacterized. Gene Ontology annotation, biological process: signal transduction; protein phosphorylation. NCBI's taxonomy places the organism in Eukaryota, Viridiplantae, Streptophyta, Magnoliopsida, Poales, Poaceae. The record is from RefSeq and is a predicted model, not a curated record. Gene Ontology annotation, molecular function: ATP binding; protein kinase activity. Gene Ontology annotation, cellular component: cytoplasm.
AGUUGAGACGACAAGACGAUUAUUAUUCCUGCAAUUUAAACUAAAUAAUUUUCGUGUGGUGUAGAUGAAUAUAGCCAUGCUUAGCUAAUCCUUAAUUUCUCCUUAGAGAGAAAAGCACGGCAAAUUAAUAUCCAUAUCCAUAGAUAGAUAGAAGAAGAAUCGAGGAGGAGAAGGAGGAGGAUGGAGCAGCUCCGGCAGGUCGGCGAGGCCAUCGGCGGCGUCAACGCCCUCAUGGCCUUCCACGACGACCUCCGCUGCAUCAACCCUCGCCAAUGCGCCCUCCUCGCCCACGCCUACGCCCUCGCCUUCCGCGCCGUCGCCGGCGAGCUCCGCGCCCGCCUCCGCUUCCACGACCGCCUCACCAAAUGGAAGCCCCUCGACGAUCCCCUCCGCGAGCUCCACCGCGUCGUCCGCGACGGCGAGGCCUACAUCCGCCACUGCCUCCUCCUCGACCCGGCCCACUGGUGGGCGCGCGCCGCCGCCGCCACGCACGGCACGGAAUGCGUCGAGCACCACCUCCACAACCUCCUUUGGUGCGUCUCCGUCGUCGUCGAGGCGGUCGAGAACGUCGGCGAGGUCACCGGCUCCGACCCCGACGAGCUCGCCCGGCGGCGGCUGGCGCUGGCCAGGGACUACGACAAGGACCUGCUCGAUCCAAAGCUCUUCCGGGAGAGGCUCGGCGAGACGUUCCUCGCCACGCGUGAGCUCGCCGCCCGGAUGGACAUGGCGUGGAAGGAGGACAGGUGGCUGCUGUCCCAGCUUCUCGACGAGAGGAAGGGCCCGACAUCGUCGCCGGAGCCGCCAUUGACGCGGCAGGAGCACCGGCUCGCCGACCUCCUCGCCGCGCCGCGCGGGAAGCUGCACCCGGCGAGCGUGCUCCUGAUGAGCGACUUCCACAUGCGGAGGCGCCUCGGGGGGAACGGGAACCUCAAGGAGGUGCAGUGGUUGGGGGAGGCGUUCGCUGUGAAGCACGUCGUCGGCGUCGACGCCGAGGCGGCGGCCGCGGAGGUGGCGGCGCUGGCGUCGGUGUCGCCGCACCCGAACGUGGCGCACUGCCGCUACUGCUUCCACGACGAGGAGAAGAGGGAGCUGUACAUGGUGAUGGACCAGCUGAUGAGCAAGGACCUCGGCAGCUACGUCAAGGAGGUGAACUCCGCCAAGCGCCGGGCGCCGCUCCCGCUCGUCGUCGUCGUCGACACCAUGCUGCAGAUCGCGUGCGGCAUGGCGCACCUGCACUCCAACAAGAUGUACCACGGCAACCUCAACCCAUCCAACGUGAUCGUCAAGCCGCGCCAUGGCGACGCCUACCUGCAUGUCAAGGUCGCCGGCUUCGUCUCCGGCUCCGGCACGGCGAACGCGGCCAACCCAUGCAUCUGGUGCGCGCCGGAGGUGGUGGGGAACGAGGCGGCGGCGACGGAGAAGGGCGACGUGUACAGCUUCGGGAUGAUCUGCUUCGAGCUGAUCACCGGGAAGAUCCCGUUCGAGGACAACCACCUGCAGGGGGAGAACAUGAGCAAGAACAUCCGCGCCGGCGAGCGGCCGCUGUUCCCGUUCCAGUCGCCCAAGUACCUGACCAGCCUGACGCGGCGGUGCUGGCACGGCGAGGCGGCGCAGCGGCCGCCGUUCCACUCCAUCUGCCGCGUGCUCCGCUACGUGAAGCGCUUCCUGGUGAUGAAUAACCCGGAGCAGGCGGCGGCGGACGCGGCUGGAGCCGGGCCGGCGGUGGACUACCUGGACAUGGAGGCGCAGCUGCUGAGGAGGUUCCCGGAGUGGGAGGGGAACGGUGUCGCCGACGUGCCGUUCGAGAUGUACGCGUACAGGGUGAUGGAGAGGGACAAGAUGAGCAACGCGUGCAGGGACAGGAGCUCCGACUCCGGCAGCGACGGCAACUCGCUGUGGGGAGAUGACAGCGCCAGCGGCGGGUCCAGCACGACGGCGACGGACGCGUCGGCGUCGAGCCGGCCGCUGCUUGACCGGAGCGGCAGCACGAGGUCGUCGCCGCCGCGCAAGGUGGCCAUCGCCGCCGCCAAGGCAGGCAAGUGUCGCAGCGGCAUUGUUACUCGUCUAAAGCCUUCCUCCAAGAUUACAGCUAGCUCCAUGUCCGUGACGUGUGCAGGGCCGCCGCAGAAGUCGAGGUCGAUGGGCACGGUGAGGCCGCCGCCGGUCGUGGCCCGCCGAACGCCGAGGAUUAAGUCCGACGGCCACCUCAAUAGGGCGGCAAUUCCGCCUACCCGACGGCGUAAAUCCGGCGGGAACGCUUCAGACUCGGAGUUAGCUUAGCAAAAUGUUGGGUAGCCUUCUUUCUCAUAUGAUGAGAGGUUUUCACUUGUUUCAGAAAUACAGUAUCAAAACGUCAACAAUGAAAAAAAUUUCACUCUUGUAAAUAAUAAGCAAACGAAUGGAUGGAUGUAAUGUAAUACUACAGAUACUUCAGGAAUGGGAAAAGGAAAUGCUGGUAUAAAACGC